Fibroporia radiculosa is the source of this 1161-nucleotide messenger RNA. RefSeq lists its product as uncharacterized. NCBI's taxonomy places the organism in Eukaryota, Fungi, Basidiomycota, Agaricomycetes, Polyporales, Fibroporiaceae. The record is from RefSeq and is a predicted model, not a curated record. Bases 1 to 1161 code for a protein of 386 amino acids. The transcript has 3 exons.
AUGAGCUUUCAGCAUUUUAGGUUGUCGACGCCCAUAAUAGCUCAGCCUACAACAUUUGAUAAGGAUACUGCCGCCGAAACACCACCAUCUACGUCUACUUUCGUGCAAGCGCUUGCCCAGCAACAAACAGUAUUGCACAGCAGUCUGCAGCUACUGCACUCUCACCUACCAACUGGACCAAAAAAAGGCCCAUAUGGGUCCGGAGAUGCUGAUGAUGGAUACACGAUGGUUUUCCCGUCCGAGACAGCUUUUCAAGAAUGGCGCCGGCAAGAAGAGGAGGGGAAGAUGGUCGAGUUCGUGAAAGGCGAUACCCAUGGCUCGAAAGCAGUUCCUCCACGGUUCAAGGAUCAUACCAAACUGGUGUGCGCGCGACAUAGUAGGACUGGGAGGAAAAAGUACAUCAAAAAGUUUCCCGACAGGGUGAGGAAGAUACCCAGCCGGAAGCUCGAUGGAAUGGGAUGUCCUGCUUCAAUCAGUUAUAAAACAUACUUCGACACCGAAGAAGUCCGCGUGAUGUACUUCUCGGAGCACUCACACGAGAUCGGACUCGCCAAUCUUCCAUUCACUAAACGGGGGAGAAAGGCACAAGCUGAACAGCAAACGCGCGCCAGACGACGGCCUGGAGCUACAACAGAGGACACUCCUUCAUCGAGUAGCCCACCGUCUACAACACCACCCUUGCUGCUCCCCGCGAAUGCCGUGGGUGAUCCGUCACCCGUGCCUUCCAAGUCAAACGCUAUCGCCGGUCCGUCCAGCAUGCCUCACCCGAUUGACAUCUCCGCGUCGUCGUCCAUGUCUCCGGAAGUUGAGAGUACGCCGCCAUCUGCGUCGAUCUCACAUUCAGGACAGGCUUUCCAAUCUGCUGUGACAAUGGUCGCACCGCUACCGCUACAGCAUGGGUCGCAACAUCCACUGGACUUAUCGCAGGAGCGGUGGGACCGGAUGAGUGUUCUGUUCGGCAGCAUCAGAGAGCACGCGCGCUCCCUCGAGUAUCCCCCGGCAUCUGUGGCGGCGCUAGAAUGUGUACUGGUGCGCUUGUAUUUGGAGAGUCCAAUGGCAGGAAUGAGUCCUCCACAGGGAGGGAUGGUAGGUAUGGACUUGGGUAUGACUGUUAUGAAUGAGAUUAGCGAAAUUGGGAAUUCAAGACACCUGGGUACCUAA